UGACCCAGUGACUGAACGAGAAAGAUAUCAUUUUAUCGUGGCGUAUUACUCAAUGGCUAAUAUAAUCAGACACUGUAUGCUGGAUUCGGAGUGUCAUGUGAAAAACAAUGUUUCAGUUGAAGGGAUCUUGUUUGCGAUGUUAAAACAGCAUCUGUGCGUUUGUAAAAUUAGAGAUGAUCAGCUGGCUUAGUUUACUAACAAACCACGUGGUCUACUAUAGUACUGUUGGAGUCACGAAUAUUGAUUCAUGAACGCAGGGGUUAUCUUGUUUACAUUUCUCAGCCACUCGUAUUAGAGGAGGCGUGGCUUAAAUAGCUGUCUGUCAAAAUUGAUGCGUCAUUAAAGGUACCACGUGACUACGCGUCCAUAUAAAUGUAUUUCUUGCAAGCCCGUCUGGAUAGAAGAACUUAGUUGGGGCAGCUGAAAGUUUGACGUUUGAAGUACAUUAAGUUUGAUCGCGCAUGUUGGACAGAAAGUGACACAGUGCUUUUUUUUGUUUUUUCUGGUGUUGCUGUUUUGAUGAAUCUAUGAAAAUGGUUCCCCAACAGAAUAGUAUUUCGGAUGAUGGAAAUAAUAAUGUGGAAUCUAGUCCUACUCAUCCCAAACCCUGUAACUCGGCGAACUCAGCAGCCUCACAGUUUGGAUCACAACAAGUCAACCCUAACUCGGCGACACCGUAUUCCGAUGCCACAAACUGUAAGAAAGCAGCGAAUCAUGUGAAAAGACCAAUGAACGCCUUCAUGGUUUGGUCUCAAAUGGAAAGGCGAAAAAUUUCCGAAGUGUCACCAGAGAUGCAUAACGCUGAAAUCUCUAAAAGAUUAGGAAGACAGUGGAAACUUCUUAACGACGAUGAUAGACAACCGUUCAUUGAAGAAGCUGAGCGUUUGCGACUACUUCAUCUUCAGGAAUACCCCGACUACAAAUACCGACCCAGGAAGAAGAGCAAGGCUGCCGAAAAAGUGAUAGGAGGUAAGGUCUCAAAACCUGCUAAAGUUCGUAGUGAUAAAAGUAAGAAACUUGUAAAAAGUGCUCAACAACUGUGUGAAUCCAACCACAUUACAACAUCUUCUUUAAGCUCUGUUAAUACUAAUCGUCUUAAACUCAAGCUCACCAUCGACAAGAAGUUUAAAGACAGUAUCCGGGCAAGUAAGCAGGUACCCGUGUCUACCCAGUUAACCCCUCCAGCGAAGGUUCCCUCCAGUCCCUCGGUGUACAGACCCCCAACCCCCGAGUCAGCUAGUUUCUAUGGUGAAGAUAUGUACGAUUCGGCCGUGGCGGUAACUCGUGUUGAGCCCCAGAAAGUCCUGCCUACAGUACAGAGAGUGAUAGAUCAACAAAUGGAUAACUCCGCCUCGUUAGCUGACUUGGAUAAUCUUACUGAUGUGCUACAGCUGCCUUCCAAUUGGCAACUUGAAUUAGGUAACAUGGACUUGGCCAAGUUAGCCGAUACUGACUUUAAUAUAGACUUCCAAGGUAAUUCCAAUAGUGCAUCUCAUUUCGACUUUCCGGAUAAUUCAUACCAGGAGGUGUCUGAAAUACUAGGACUUGAAAAUGGGUGGCUAGAAUCAAGCCUCAACUCUCUUAUUUCAACGUAGUUAACACGCCCCCAGACAAAAUGUGUUCAAACUUAUCAUGAAAGAAUGGACUGAGUUGAACAGACGGAGUUCUUCUCCGUGCUAUCUACGCCUAGACUCAGACGAACGGUGUAAACGGAGUUAAAGGAGAAACUGUGCCUCGACCGGGCAAAGAGCCAUGUUCAAAUUCCGAGCCUUCUAUCACUCACUAGCUAUGCAUUGGACCAAAACAUACGACAAUCCUAGUCAUAUCCCUUCCUUCAAAGUGUAUUGACAGGGCCGACGAAACGAAUAUCCUGUGUAUUUUUACGCAGUUUCUUUUGAAUCGAAAAAGUUAUUUAUUCGAUCAAGAACUGUAUUUCCUGUAUAGGAUAAAAUAUUAUCCAGCGCCGAGACAAAAUAUGUAGUGUAUUUUUGUGUAUUGACUUUGAUACUUUUUAAACAAACGUUGAACUGUGGUUCAUAAAAGCAGCUAGCUAACAAACUGUGCCUCAUGGAUUCCUUGUGCAAACAUGGAUAACUCAAAUCAAGUGCGGAUUUAUAGAACGUGUAUAAUAUUAUAUUUUCUCAUAUAUCGUGGGUAAUAAAUUACGCAUAAUACCCACCUCAUUUUUGUACAGACUUGUAUCAUAUUCCAGAGUCAAUAUAUAAUUCCCUCAGUUCAUUUUUUGUAAAUUUUGUAGAAUUUUUACAAAGAUUAUAUUAAAGUAUUCAUUUUUUAAAAUGAAAAGCUCAAAAUAAUUAUAUAAUUUUUAAAGAGAUUUUUGUAAAAAAAAAAUAAAAAUAAAAAUGGGUUAUAAUACUGAAAGUGUUAACCAUAAUAUAAUAGAAGUAGGGUGAUAUAUAUAUAUAUAUUUAUUUAGUAUUGUAUUUUGUACACCCGAUAAUUAAUUAUGCUGAACAAAGGCGUGUUAAAUUAUGAAUUUAAACUAUACAUUAACCAACGAAUCGUCCGUUUUUCGGACUAUUAUGUAUGACUAUUUUAUAUAUAUAUAUGU
Patella vulgata (common limpet) is the source of this 2572-nucleotide messenger RNA. RefSeq names its product transcription factor SOX-11. Lineage: Eukaryota; Metazoa; Mollusca; Gastropoda; Patellidae. The transcript has a single exon. Gene Ontology annotation, biological process: anatomical structure morphogenesis; cell differentiation; regulation of DNA-templated transcription. Bases 528 to 1595 code for a protein of 355 amino acids. The record is from RefSeq and is a predicted model, not a curated record. Gene Ontology annotation, molecular function: DNA-binding transcription factor activity, RNA polymerase II-specific; RNA polymerase II cis-regulatory region sequence-specific DNA binding.